CAUGUUUGGAGGACGUCAAGUUGGUAAACACCACUCUGAAUUGCACAAUGACCGCCAAUGACCGUCGAACGGAGGAGGAAAAGAUGCUCGCAGGCGACCUCUACAUCGCCACUGACCCAGAUCUUACGCAGAAAAGAACCAGAGCGAGCAAAAUGUGCAGAAAGUUUAAUGACCUCGACGAAGACACGCCACAAAACGAAAAGCAAGAUCUCUUGAGACGGUUGUUUGGAAAGUUUGGCGAGGAAUGCAGCAUUCUGCCUCCCCUACGGUGCGAUUAUGGAAAAAACACGUUUAUUGGUGAUAGAGUCUUCAUGAACUUUGGAACUGUAAUAUUGGACACUUGCAAAGUUGAAAUCGGAAAUGAUGUCCUGUUUGGACCCAAUGUCUGUCUUUUUGCUGCAACGCACCCAGUUGACCCCGAAAUCCGACGCAACUGGGGCCCUGAACUGGGCAAACCUAUCAAGAUCGGAAAUGAUGUUUGGAUAGGUGGCAAUUGCACAAUUCUUCCAGGCGUUACUAUCGGAGAUGGUGUGACUGUUGGGGCUGGUAGCGUUGUCACGAAAGACGUAGAACCCUAUGUAGUAGUAGCUGGAAAUCCCGCCAAGGUCCUCAGACGACUGGAAAGACGUGAAGCAACUUCUCUGAAAGGAUAGUAUUUAUUGCAACAAAGCUAGCCACAGUUCGCCAGAUUUAGAAUAAUACAUUUCUUACAUCUUUGUCAGAAUUUUGUAAUAGGGAUCACGUUGUAAUACGCUUUCACAUACUGCAUCA
Messenger RNA from Spizellomyces punctatus DAOM BR117, 771 nucleotides. RefSeq lists its product as uncharacterized. The transcript is spliced from 5 exons. The record is from RefSeq and is a predicted model, not a curated record. Bases 48 to 653 code for a protein of 201 amino acids. Lineage: Eukaryota; Fungi; Chytridiomycota; Chytridiomycetes; Spizellomycetales; Spizellomycetaceae. Gene Ontology annotation, molecular function: acetyltransferase activity.